Messenger RNA from Neocloeon triangulifer, 3826 nucleotides. Its product is annotated as zinc finger protein 761-like. Gene Ontology annotation, cellular component: nucleus. NCBI's taxonomy places the organism in Eukaryota, Metazoa, Arthropoda, Insecta, Ephemeroptera, Baetidae. Gene Ontology annotation, molecular function: DNA-binding transcription factor activity, RNA polymerase II-specific; RNA polymerase II cis-regulatory region sequence-specific DNA binding; zinc ion binding. The coding region runs from base 163 to 3600 and encodes 1145 amino acids. Gene Ontology annotation, biological process: regulation of transcription by RNA polymerase II. The record is from RefSeq and is a predicted model, not a curated record. The transcript is spliced from 15 exons.
ACAACAAAACCUGGUAGCCUCUUGUUGGUCGGAAUAAUGAAGAAAGUGAUAUUUCUAUUUAAAUUUUAAGCUCUUCUGGCCAAAAUAUUAUUCAUUAACUAUCUAUAAUUUCUUUGAGAUUCUUUUUUUUACCAAAAUUUAUCUCGGAAAUUUCAUCUCGCCAUGGGAGACGAUGAUGAACAGGACCAGGCGCUAUUUAAUGACCCAAAGUUUGCUUGCAGCAUUUGCUCAAAAAUAUUUAGCACUGCAUAUCUUCUCCGACGACAUCAGACGGUUGCGCACAGCAUUGGAAUCAAUCCGAAAGGCCUGCAGCCCACUUGCAACUUCUGUUUCAAGAAGUUUCAAAACGCCCACACUUAUGACAACCACCGAAAAACGUGUGCAGGACGCCCAACGUCUGCCAGGCCAAAAGUUCAGUACCCUUGUCCAUACUGCGAUAAAAUUUGCACCUCAGUUGGUGGCCUGAAGAGUCACACAACGUUUGUGCAUCCAACCGAGAAACGCAAUGCGGGCGACACUGAUGAUUCUGAUGGACAAGAUGAGGCUGAAAAGGACGUUAAGAUCUACAUUUGCCUGGACUGUGGCAAAACAAGUUCAGGUCAUACUGGCUUCUAUCGUCAUAAGAUGAGCUACUGUAACCCCACUUACAGUAAAAAAUCUGAUCAGGAAAUUGUUGGAAGACGAUUUUGCUGGAACUGCGAGCAGUCUUUUGAAUUUCCUUCUACCUUCAAGAAACACUUUAAAAUCUGCAGCAUCAGUAUUGAAGAAGAAAUUGCCUUGGUGAACAAAACUAAGAAAUGUCAUUACUUCCAAUGCAAUAAUAAUCUCAGUGAGCCAAAUUUUGAGGAAUCUGGAGUCAGACUCUUCCACAUUUCUUUAACAAACCGUCAAGAGUACUUGGAGCGCAUGAAUGUGGCUAGUCUUGCGCCGAAUAUUCCAACAGUUUCUGCCUUACGAAUUUGCUCUAAGCACUUUCCUGAAUCCGCGUUCCAAAAUCGUCCUGGUAUAAUUAAAAUGCUCCAAAAGGGAAGCCUCCCCUUUGACUGGAGAGACUCAUUCUCCAAAGAUGAAGUUGCUGAGAUUGAAGCAAGAAUUUCAUACAAAAAAGGAGACGACAUUCUUGAGUUUAUUGAUUCCCAGAGAGCUUUGGUCUUCCAGCAGGCAGAAGAGGAAAGAAUAGCUGGGGAAACUACUGAAUUAGAAAAUCAAAGGAAAUCAGGAUUCGUUGACCCUAAAAUUUCUCCCAGCAACUUAACGGCACCGUUGGACGAUGAGGAAAUGGAUACACAUGACUUAGGCCAAAGUGAUUUUCAAGAAGAUAAUAAUCCUGUUAUGGAGACGCCUAAAGAAAAGAUCUGCAGAUUGUGUGGGGAGGAGAAAGAGGGAAUGGUCGGGAUAUAUGACGAAGCUGGGAAGGACCUUAACAUGCCCUUCAAAAUGCAAGAAGUCCUUCCAAUAAAAAUUUCUGAGAACGACUCGCUCCCCCAUCAAGUUUGCAUCCAAUGUGCUGGAGGAAUUGAUUUUAUUUAUCAAAUGUACAACAAAAUCAAAGAUACUGACAAGGCUCUUCAAAGCAAGUACGCUCCUCUUGAAGAAGAAAAUUACCAGCAAUCCUUGAUGGAUAUGUUAGGAGGUGACAACGUUGAUGAAAUAAACAAUUAUGAUGACUUUCCUGGCAACGACUUCUUUGGAAUGGACGAUACCCAAGACCAAGAGUAUGUCGAAUUCUCCACCAAAGAUGAGGAAAUCUUUCAGACAGCUCUGAGAGAAAGUAAAAAUCCUCUAAAUGAGGCUUCAUACGCACCUCUAGUGUGUUCUUCCUGCGAGAUUCAGCUUGACAACGCUGAUGCUUUUGUGGACCACUACAGGGUGCAACACAAGCAAGAGCUCACUGCGUGUCCGUUGUGCCAAGUGUUCUUUGACAGCAUCUUCAGCUUACGUCAGCACUGGUACCAACUGCACCUAAAGAUCUUGCACAACACUGAGGUUGAGUUAGCAAACGGUCACAAAGUCAAGAUUCAGAGAAAGCCAACUAAGUAUCAAUGCAAGCAGUGCAAAAUGACCUUUGACAAGAUCUAUUUGUACAAGUCCCACUUGUCUGAAGAGAGAAGGAAACGCCAAAACAAGUCUACCUUGCAAUGUGACUAUUGCGACGAAAUGUUUGAGUCUGAGAUGGACAAGACGUGGCACAUGUUAAACACUCAUCAAGAGUAUUUGCCCUUUGAGUGCUCGAAGUGCAAGCGGAGAUUCAGACUGAAGCACAGUAGGGAUUUGCAUGAACGGUGCCACAAGGAGGAUAGCCACCUCUGCAACACCUGCGGCAAAAUCUUGCCUGACAAAAUGAUGCUCAAACUCCACCUUAGGCAGCACAUGGACCCAGUUCCUUGUCCUGUCUGUGCAAAAGAGUUCAUCCCUGACAAGCUGCGAACCCACAUGAAGAUCCACAAAGACAAGCGGCCAUACCAAUGCACUAAGUGCGAUGAGGCCUUCCAGUUCCUGCACCUGCUCAAAAGGCAUGAAACCCAGGUGCAUGUCGAGAGCAAAUUCAAAUGUUCCCAGUGUUCAUUUGCUUCGCCAAGGAGGACACUGUUGAAUUCCCACAUGAACAAGGUCCAUGGCACAGAGUUCAAGAGUGUCAUUAAGUGCAGAUACAAAGGAUGCUCAGAAGUUUUUGAUGCACCAAGGGAGCUUUACGAACACACCUGUCGUGAACACUCCAAGAAUGGGUACAUUGAAAGGAAAAUGUUGGACGGAACAGAUGGAUACUUCUGCAGAUACUGUGAGCAAGUAUUUGACAUUCCAACAUGGUACUCAAGUCACAUCAAGAAGGUACAUCCUGAUGUUGAAAAUGCAAUAUACACAUGCAGUGUGUGCAAGUUUGAGACACCAAUUUUAGGAGAGCUUGACACCCACCUUGAGCAGCAUGCAGAGUGCUGCCGCUUCCAGUGCCAACAGUGCCCUAUGAUGUUUUCAACGUCGCGCAGAAGAGGCUCCCAUGAAUUUGGGACACACUUUAGAAAGAAAAAAAUGUGUCAGCUUUGUGGGAGAAAUGUGGACAACAUGAAGGAGCACAUGAACGUACACAAAGGUAUCAAACCCUACAAAUGUCCAACCUGCGACCAAGCGUUCCACCUCAGAUCGCAAUGGAAAUCACACUUGUCGAUACACUUGGACAUUCGAAUCCACAAGUGUCGUUUCUGCGAAGCAUCGUUUCGAACAAAACCUGCUUGCAAAAUGCACGAAAAGCUUCACACAGCGGAAACUAUUUACGAAUGUGAAUCUUGUGACUAUGCAUGUACCUCAAAGCAGUCCAUCAGAAAGCACAACCAAAAAUUCCACAUUGUCAACAAAUUGGAAUUUAUUCCAGAAGAGCAGGAGCUGCAGGAAGCUGCGCAUAACAUCCUAGAAGAAGAAGCACCACAGGAGAUGAUUGUUGAAUCAAUUGAAAUGAAAGAAUUUAGUUCUCAGCACAGAAAUGUGGUUGAGGAACAGGUUGUCAUUUCAGAUGAGUUGAUGAGGGAGGACGAGGAGUUGGCGAAGCAUGUGACAGUGCUUGGAGAGGAAGAGCAGAUCAGCUACUUCAUUGUUGAGAUGCACUGAAAAAAUGAUCCGGAUGAUUGUUUACUUUGAUAUUAUAAGGUUUUAAUUACAAUUACAAACUUUACUUAGAACUUCCACAGCACUGAAAAAUAAAACUGAUGAGUGUGUAUGAAAAGGAAAAUUAACUUUUAAAUGUAUUAUUAUAUUGCAUCAUCAUAAUAUAUGCAUAUAUGUUUAUUAUACACUUAAUUUUUAUGAAAUAAAUAUUGUACAUAGACUUACUAGU